GGUAUCAACAUUUUUGGGCGUACAGAGGAACUAAAGGAAAACAUACAAAUAUUUGUUGAUGCAUGUAGUUAGCUAACUUUCUGCCCAUUUUCUUUUAACCGAAGACCGUUAACUAAUAUAAUAUGUCCAAAAUGACAUGUAUUUGUUUUGUAAGAUAUCUGCAUACUCAUUGACAUGGUUUAACAAUAAUUUUGGCAGCACAAGUUUCUACUUUCAUUGCACAGGUAAACAAACAGCAUUGCUAGCUAACGUUAGUUGCUCUUAUUGCGCGUGAAUUUCACCUGCAUGCUGACCGUUUUUCCACCAUGAAAGGGCUUUACUGUAAACUGGGUGAAACCGCUGCAGAUGCGAAAUUUGUCGUCCGGGAGACGAAUGUACCCAGUGCCCUUGGUAGCAACCAGGUCAAAGUGCAAGUGAAGGCAUGUGCCCUUAGUCCACUGGAUAUAAAACUCCACGAGGAUCUAAAGUUCCAAAGGGACCUGGUGCCAGUAGGGAGGGAGAUUGUUGGGAUCGUCCUCCAAGUUGGGCCUAAGGUGACCUUUUUCCAACCUGAUGAUGAAGUUGUAGGAAUUCUGCCCUUGGAUACAGCAAUGUCUGGUUUGUGCGAUGCCGUUGUCAUCAACGAGCAUCAUCUUGUGCAGAAGCCAGAGAAGUUGAGCUGGGUGGAGGCGGCAGGGGCCAUUCGGGAUGGACUGCGGGCCUAUACAGCCCUCCAUACCCUAGCCCGUAUGGCAUCCGGGCACACUCUGCUGGUGCUGGACGGAGCCAGUCCCUUUGGAGUUCUGGCCAUCCAGCUGGCCCACUACCAUGGAGUUAAAGUACUGGCGUCAGCCCUGUCCUCCGAAGACCAGAAGUUCCUGGAGCAGCUUCGGCCCAGCGUCGCCAGGGUGAUAGGUGUGUGGGAUGCCAAGGUAGACCUGGUGGAUUCUUGUUUGGAAGAGACGGGCGGUCUAGGGGUGGACAUUGUCAUGGACUCCGGAGUGAGAUUGCAUGAGGAGGAGCCAGAGGCCAGGUGUCUUCUGCCCUACAAGCAUGACAUCAUCACCCUGCUUGGGGUUGGAGGUCACUGGGUUACAACUGAGCAAAACCUGCAGCUGGACCCUCCAGAUAGCCGCAGCCUCUUCCUGAAGGCCGCCUCCCUAUCUUUCCUCAACGAGGAAGUGUGGGGGGCAUCCAGUGCCCGCCAGGGGAGGUACCUCCACAUCAUGAAGGAUAUAGUGGAGAAGCUUUCCACUGGAACCUUAAGGCCCCAGCUAGAGGACCCGGUGCCUUUGUAUGAUGCCACCGUUUCUAUGGAGAUGGUGCAAAAGAAACAAGUCCGGAAGAGGUUGGUUAUUCAACUCUGAGGCGGACAGACACUCUGGUCCAGCAUUCCCCUUGUCAAAGGCAGGCUCCCAAAUUCUGCCUCUCAUAUUUCCUAUGUAUUUGUGGCCAGCGGUGGUGGAAAAAGUACCCAAUUGUCAUACUUGAGUAAUAGUAUAGAUGCCGUUAAUAGAAAGUGAAAGUCACCCAGUAAAAUACUACUUGAGUAAAAGUCUAAAAGUAUUUGGUUUUAAAUGUACUUCAUUAUCAAAAGUAAAUGUAAUUGCUAAAAUAUACUUAAGUAUCAAAAGUAAAUUCCUUAUAUUACAUUUUAAGUUUUUAAAAUGUAGAUAGCCAGGGACACACUCCAGCACUCAGACAUUAUUUUCAAAAGCUGCAUGUGUUUAGUGAGUCCGCCAGACCAUAGGGAGUAGAGAUGACCACGUGUUCUCUUUAAGUGCGUGAAUUUCACAAUUUUCCUGUCCUGCUAAGUGUUCAAAAUGUAGCAAGUACUUUUGGUUGGCAGGGAAAAUGUAUGGAGUAAAAAGUACAAUAUUUUCUAUAGGUAUGUAGUGAAGUAAAAGUUACCCAAAAAACAACUUAAGUAGUACUUUAUACCGCUGGUUGCCAGUCAUUCCAGUACAAUGUAAAUAUGUGCUAAGAGUCCGUUUCUGAGCUGAUCAAAACCUAUCAAAUGAGAUGGAUAUCUAAUAAUGUAAUUAUAUUCAACACAUUGAGGGUUGUCUUGUUAUUAAAAACCUGAGGUUAACCCUCAAGCAUGAA
Oncorhynchus mykiss (rainbow trout) is the source of this 2085-nucleotide messenger RNA. RefSeq names its product crystallin zeta like 1 (gene cryzl1). Lineage: Eukaryota; Metazoa; Chordata; Actinopteri; Salmoniformes; Salmonidae. The record is from RefSeq and is a predicted model, not a curated record. Gene Ontology annotation, molecular function: oxidoreductase activity.